This is a messenger RNA of Chanos chanos (milkfish), 2275 nucleotides long. It is a transcript of the gene dhx40, whose product is annotated as DEAH (Asp-Glu-Ala-His) box polypeptide 40. The transcript has 17 exons. Gene Ontology annotation, cellular component: intracellular anatomical structure. The coding region runs from base 232 to 2187 and encodes 651 amino acids. Gene Ontology annotation, molecular function: 3'-5' RNA helicase activity; RNA binding. The record is from RefSeq and is a predicted model, not a curated record. Lineage: Eukaryota; Metazoa; Chordata; Actinopteri; Gonorynchiformes; Chanidae.
AGAGGAAAUAUUAUAUCCAAGCACUUGCCCAUUUAUCAACACAAACACAAACUUAUUCAGGCAGUGAAAGAUAAUGUGUUCCUGGUUGUUACUGGUGAAACCGGCAGUGGCAAAACCACGCAACUGCCGCAGUAUUUGUAUCAGGCGGGUUCGUGGAAGGAUGGGAAAAUCGGGGUUACACAGCCGAGGAGAGUAGCAGCAAUCACUGUAGCCCAGAGAGUGUCUCAGGAGAUGGGCUGUAGGUUAGGUGAAGAGGUUGGCUAUCAGGUGCGCUUUGAUGACUGCACAACAAAGGAUACAGUGAUAAAGUACAUGACUGAUGGCUGUAUGUUGAGGGAAAUUCUAGCAGACCCAAAUUUAACACAGUACAGUGUUGUCAUCUUGGAUGAAGCUCACGAGCGGAGCUUAAACACGGAUGUCUUAAUUGGACUAUUGAAAAAGACCUUGUCUGGAGGUAACUCUCAUCACCGUUCAGCCCCUCUGAAAGUGGUGAUUAUGUCAGCAACACUUGAAACAGAAAAACUCAGUGCUUUCUUUGGAAACUGUCCGGUGUUCACAAUACCUGGGAGAACAUUUCCAGUGACGGAGAGAUUCUUUAAUCUUAUUGGACCAAAUGACAAAGAUAGUUCCGUUUAUGUCAAAGAGGUUGUGAAGGUGGCUUUAGAUGUACAUACUAAUGAAGCAUCAGGGGAUAUCCUUGUCUUCUUGACUGGACAAUCUGAGAUUGAGAAAGCCUGUGAUAUGCUGUUUGAGAAGGCUGAAUCCAUAGACUACAGAUAUGAUGUCCAUGACAGAACAGUGGAAGGGCUUCUGGUCCUGCCCCUAUAUGGAUCCAUGCCAACAGAUCAGCAAAGACAGAUAUUCCAGGCUCCUCCAGCAGGUAUUAGGAAAUGUGUUGUGGCCACCAACAUUGCAGCAACAUCUUUAACAAUCAAUGGAAUCAGAUAUGUUGUUGACAGCGGAUUUGUGAAACAAUUAAACCACAAUUCAAGAGUUGGCUUGGACAUCUUAGAGGUUGUACCUAUUUCAAAGAGUGAGGCCCAGCAGAGAGCAGGCAGGGCUGGAAGAACCUGUGCUGGUAAAUGCUUCAGGAUCUACAGUAAGGAGUUCUGGGAUACCUGCAUGCCUGAGUACACCAUUCCAGAGAUCCAGCGGAGCAGCCUCACGUCCGUUAUCCUUACGCUGAAAUGCCUGGGAGUCCAUGACGUGAUCAGGUUUCCCUAUCUGGACCCCCCAGAGGAGAGGUUUAUCUUGAGCGCUUUAAAGCAGCUGUAUCAAUAUGAUGCUAUUGACAGGAGGGGUCAGGUGACCAAGCUGGGAAGACUGAUGGUAGAAUUCCCCCUUCCACCUGGUCUGACCCGUGCCCUGCUGAAAUCUGCUGCCCUGGGCUGUGAGGAGGUGAUGCUCCCAGUAGCAGCCAUGCUCUCUGUGGAGAACAUCUUCAUUCGGCCAGGCCACCCAGAGAAACAAAAGGACGCAGAGUUGAGGCACAGAGAGAUAGCCACUUCUGCAGGCAACUCUAAUGAUUUUCUCAUGCUCUUCAAAGUCUUAGAAAAAUGCAGAGCAAGUGACAAUCCAUCGGUGUGGUGCAAAGAUAACUGGAUCCAUUGGAGGGCAGUAAAGUCAGCAUUCAGCGUGGAAACACAGCUCAGAGAGAUACUUCUCCGCCUUAAACAACAGAGGGAUUUUCCCCUAGAGACGUUUGAAGGCAACAAGAGUGAGCUCCUCAGGCAAUGUCUGUGCCAAGGGUAUUUCACCAAUGUUGCUCGAAGAUCUGUUGGGAAGGCAUUCUGCACCAUGGACGGACAUGGGUCUACAGUUCACAUUCAUCCGUCAUCAUCUCUCUUUGGUCAGGAGAUGCAGCUAGACUGGAUCAUCUUUCAUGACGUACUGGUCACGUCCCGUGUGUACAUCCGCACGGUGUGCCCCAUACGUUACGAGUGGGUCAAAGACCUUUUGCCCAAACUGCAUGAGGUGGAUGCAUAUGAGCUCAGUAGUGUUGCCAGAGAGGAAGUGACGGAUGAAGAGAUGGAAAAAUGGGAAAGGAAAGAAGCAGCUAAAAGACAAACAGACUCCACCGAGGAUGCCUUAAAGAAGCUUGAGAAAAGGAACAAUGAAAGCUCCAUUACAGAUGCCCGCCUGCGAUAUUUGCAGCGAAAACAGAAUCGACAAGGAAAACUUCCAUGAGAAGAAAAACUGGCAAAUGACAAUUAUAUCAUCUUGAACUCAGCACAAUGGACAAUUAAAGGGACCUUAUGACUGUGGAGUUCUGCUG